AGUAAAUAUUUUGUAGCUAGAUGAGUACUUACCUUGUGGGAAGUUUGUGUGUAGUUUUCCUUGAUUUUUAGUGCAGAGUCAAAGAAAGGACUCGACUUUGAAUGAUAAAUAUGCUGCCAAUUUGAUUCAUGGUGGUACCAUAUUAGUGCUAAAGAAAAGGACAUGUGAGUUGGGCCAAUAUUUCAAAGUUUAACCAGUGACCACAACUUUCUAAUGUUUCACAACUAAAGGAGAUGUCUAUUCCAAGACUGACCUCACCAUUGAAAUUCCACUGUGCAGCCUCCUUUCAAUCCUUAACGUUCGUUCUAGUAACAACAUUCCCACUUUUAUUAUCACUUCUGGUACUGGUAGGGCCAAUUCUAACGCGGUACUCAUACCAAUCUAAAUUAUGCAUGAAUCUUCGAUAUGUAUGGUUCUUCCACGAAAAAAUUAAGGUCCACCUCUCUCUAUUUCUAUAUCUAUAUAUGGGAACCCUUGCAAUGUAAAAUCUCAAAAAAGUUGUAUUACACCUAUUAGACAUGAAAACUUUUUACAGUACCUUCCUUUACAUUCUACUAGUGCUUCUUCUUUUUUCACUUCCAUUGACAAUCACAUCAGCAGCAAAAACUGAAGCUCAAGCUCUUGUCAAAUGGAAGAUGAACUUACCUUCUGCUUCUUUCUUGGAUUCAUGGUCCAUUUCCAAUCACGGAAACUUGUGCAAUUGGACGUCUAUUGUCUGCAAUGCUGGUGGAACAAUUUCAGAGAUCAAUCUUUCUGAUGCAGGUCUCUCAGGCACACUUCAUCAGCUUGAUUUCACUUCAUUUCCGAGUCUCACAAGUUUUUCUCUCAAUGGAAACAACUUCAGUGGAUCGAUACCAUCAAAUAUUGGCAAUGCUUCUAUGCUCACUUUCUUGGACCUGAGCAACAAUAUCUUGGCGGAUGUCAUACCAGAAGAGAUUGGGAAGUUAACACAACUUGAAUAUCUUAGUUUCUAUAAAAACUUUAUCUUUGGUGUUAUUCCCUACCAAAUAAGCAAUCUUCAGAAGGUAUGGCGCUUGGAUCUUGGAUUGAAUUUCUUAGAAACUCCUGAGUGGUCAAAAUUGAGGAAUAUGCCUAUGUUGACAUAUUUGAGCUUUGGUUACAAUGAACUUCAAUUAGAAUUCCCUGAAUUUGUACUGCGUUGCCAUAAUCUGACUUACCUCGAUUUGUCAUUUAACCAUUUGAAUGGUUCAGUCCCAGAAACACUAUUCACCAACUUGGACAAGCUUGAACAACUCAAUCUUUCAUAUAAUUCAUUUCAAGGUUCAUUGUCACCAAAUGUUACCAAGUUGACCAAGUUAAAAGAACUUCAGCUUGGUUUCAACAUGUUUUCUGGCAUAAUUCCUGAUGAAAUUGGUCUGAUCAGUAGUCUUGAAGUUGUCGUACUUUCCAAUAAUUCACUUCAAGGAAAGAUUCCAUCUUCUAUAGGUAGACUUAGAAAUCUACGACAACUUGAUCUUCGAAAUAAUGGUUUGAAUUCAAUCAUUCCUUCUGAGCUAGGCCUUUGUACUAACCUCACUCACUUGGCUCUAGCAGAGAAUGCCCUGCAAGGACCAUUGCCUACAUCCUUGUCCGCGGUGACCAAGUUAAUUUCCUUGCGCUUGUCUGAUAAUUUUCUUUCUGGUGAGGUUCAAUCAUAUCUCAUUACCAAUUGGACUGAGCUGACAUCUUUGCUUCUUCACAACAAUUCAUUUUCAGGGAAAAUUCCACCUGAAAUCAGCCAGUUGAAAAACCUCAUAUAUCUUUACCUCUUUCGUAACAAUUUCACAGGUUCCAUUCCCUAUCAGAUUGGUAAGUUGCAAAACUUGCUGGAGCUAGAUGUCUCUGACAACCAGCUUUCAGGCACAAUACCUCCAACCAUUGGAAACCUGACCAAUCUAAAGAUGUUGCUUCUUUUUCGGAACAACAUCAGUGGAACCAUUCCUUCUGAGAUUGGCAAAUUGACAUCUCUUCAAACCCUUGACCUCAACACCAACCGGCUUAGUGGUGAGCUGCCUGAAAGCAUUUCUAAUCUCCGCAGUCUGGGUAAUAUCAGUCUUUCUGAGAUUCUUCCAACAAGUUUUGAUAUUGGAUGUUCACUUAGAACCUUCAACCUUCAUGGAAAUGAACUACAAGGGAAAAUCCCUCGAUCUUUAGCCAAUUGUAAAGAGUUGCUUGUUCUUGAUUUAAGUGAUAAUCACCUCAAUGAUACAUUCCCCGUGUGGUUGGGAACUCUAUCGAUGUUGCAGGUUUUAAGUCUGAGAUCAAAUAAAUUUCAUGGACCCAUUAGAACUUCAAGGAUUGGAAACAUGUUUCCUGCUCUUCAAAUAUUAGAUCUCUCUCAGAACGCCUUCACAGGAAACUUGCCGACAAGUCUAUUUCAACAUUUGAAAGCCAUGAAGACAACUAAUCAAACAAGGAAAGAUCCAUUUACAGGAGGAAACUAUUACCAAGACUCGGUAGUUGUUGUAACGAAGGGACGCAAGUUUGAAGUUGUGAAAAUCUUGUAUUUAUACACAAGUGUGGAUCUUUCAACUAACAAAUUUGAAGGACUUAUUCCAAGUAUUAUGGGAGAUCUCAUUGCACUUCGGGUGUUGAAUUUGUCUAACAAUGGAUUACAAGGUCAUAUACCGCCAUCACUUGGAAAUUUAGCGGUAGUAGAAUCAUUUGACCUUUCAUUCAACCACCUUUCUGGAGAGAUACCGGAACAACUUGCUUCGAUAACAACUCUUGCAGUGUUAAAUCUCUCCUACAAUCAUCUUGAAGGAUGCAUUCCUCGAGGACCUCAGUUUAAUACAUUUCAGAAAAAUUCAUAUGAAGGUAAUGAUGGAUUGCAUGGAUUGCCAGUUUCAAAAGGUUGUGGUAAUGAUCAGGUAUCAGAAACAAAUUAUACCAUAUCUGCACCAGACGAACAAGAAAGCAAUUCGGAGUUUCUGAAUGAUUUUUGGAAAGCUGCUCUUAUGGGCUAUGGAAGUGGAAUAUGUAUUGGAUUAUCCAUAAUAUAUUUCAUGAUCUCAACUCGAACUCCAAAAUGGCUAGCAAGAAUCAUGGAAGAGUUGGAACACAAACUUAUUAUGCGGAUUAGAAAGAAGCAACGAGGUAAAAGGCAUUACAGAAGAAGAAAAAUAAUCGCUUCUAGACAAGUUACCAACUGAGUAGGAUUUGAUUACAGAACUUCGGGUAUUCAAGUUAAGGUCUAUGCUGAUUUUUAGUUCAUAAUAGCUAUAUGUAUUGAUAUAUAUAUAUAACUUUCGUUACAAAAACAGCUAAUCGAUACUUCAUACUGAGUAUACUUUCUUUCCAAUAAUUUCAGUAUGUAGAUUAUAUUGAAAAGAGCUAGUCUUAGUUGAUGAUUUAAGCUAUAAAUAUAUAACUAUAAACAUGUACGGAGGAGGAAUCAUGUAGAUAAAACUGGAUACUAUUAGAGA
Molecule: messenger RNA, 3425 nt
Organism: Solanum lycopersicum (tomato)
Lineage: Eukaryota; Viridiplantae; Streptophyta; Magnoliopsida; Solanales; Solanaceae
Source: RefSeq, a predicted model, not a curated record